CUGUAUGCGACAACGUUUGGCACGCAAAUAAAGAACCUUUCGGAGGAUAGCCCAGUGAUGGAGCAUGGGAACACGCAGUAGUAGCAGUGCAGGAGGUGGGGAAACUCCAGGAGAUUCUCCAGAGGACUCCCAAAAUAGUCUAGGGUCUCAUGGUCUUCAGAAUGAUGAUGAUGAGGAGGAGAACGUUGACCUGGCGCAGGUACUGGCGUAUCUUCUGCGCAGGGGGCAAGUGCGAUUAGUGCAGGGAGGGGGCCCUGCUAGCUUACACCUGGUGCAAUCUAUGUCUGACUCAGAUGAUGACAAUGACAGUGCCUGGGAGGGCUGCUUAGGAGACCGCUAUAUUCCUCCUGUUGAUUCAGCCCCAGACACCACAUUACUCGAUCAAAAUCAGAUCAGAACACAGAUUCUUCUGGCCACAGCGAGACAAAGCACACUAAGGCAACGUAGCAUUACACGUCUGCUAUUGCAGAGAGAGCGGGCAGGAUGCGGAUUUACUGUGGGAGAACGAUGUCGUGUAACAUCUCAUUUCCUCCCAAAUCAUGUAUGUGCCACAGACUCAUACUCCCAGAAGGCUUUCUGCGGGGUGUAUUCCCCCAAUGGAUCCGUCUUUAUGUCAGCAUGCCAGGAUCAAAACAUUCGCCUAUAUGAUUGUAGAAAUGGUGCCUUUAAGAAGUUCCGCACUGUUAAGGCUCGGGAUGUGGGCUGGAGUGUCUUGGAUGUGGCAUUUACCCCGGAUGGAGGACAUUUUUUGUACUCCAGCUGGUCUGACUACAUCCAUGUCUGUAAUAUAUACGGAGAUACUGACUCACACACUGCUCUGGAUCUGAGACCCUCAGAACGUCGUUUUGCCGUUUUCUCCAUCACUGUAUCUUCUGAUGGGCGGGAAGUUCUAGGAGGGGCCAAUGAUGGAUGUGUAUAUGUGUACGACCGUGAGCAGAAUGUUCGAACACUCAAGAUUGCUUCCCAUGAGGAUGAUGUGAAUGCUGUCUCAUUUGCUGAUGACAGUUGCCAUAUAGUUUACUCUGGGGGUGAUGAUGCACUAUGUAAAGUGUGGGACCGCCGAACAAUGCGAGAAGAUGAUCCCAAACCAGUGGGGGUAUUAGCUGGCCAUCAAGAUGGCAUUACUUUCAUACAUAGCAAGGGGGAUGCUCGUUACCUACUCUCUAACUCAAAGGAUCAGAGUAUAAAGCUCUGGGAUAUCCGGAGAUUUUCAGGGCCAGAAGGACUUGAGGCCUCACGCAAGGCAGUUACUCAUCAAAACUGGGACUACAGAUGGCAGCAAGUUCCCAAGAGAGCUCUCAGGAAGAAACGUCUAACAGGAGACACUUCCCUAAUGACAUACCGUGGACACGGUGUCCUACACACACUGAUUCGUUGUCGCUUCUCCCCUGCAUACAGCACUGGCCAGCAGUUUGUGUACAGUGGCUGUUCCACAGGUCGAGUUGUAGUUUAUGAUUUGUUAACGGGUCAGAUAGUGAAGAAACUGACAAAUCACAAAGCAUGUGUAAGAGAUGUAAGCUGGCAUCCAUGUGACAACAAGCUUGUGAGCAGCUCUUGGGACGGUAACCUCCGUGUCUGGGAAUAUCGCCAGGCUGAGUUUUACCCUGAAGACCUGCGUACCCCUCCAAUGGAAUCUAGCUGAUAUGUGCCAUGACAGAGAUGUAUAUGUGUACACUAGAGGGGAAAGGACGGCAUAGAAUUGUAUAAAAUGUGAGGUGCUAAAUCUCUGAUUGUGUGAACAAAUCUAUAUAUAUAUAUACACACUCAAAGUUAAAAACAAAAUACAUAAUGGACAGCAUUUUGAUUCUACCUAUUUUGCCACAAUAUAUGCAAAUCUUUGACUUCUAAUUUCAGGAUUUACUUUAAAUGUAUGUUUAAGUUCAGUGGAGAAGAAUUUAUGUUAGGUAUGUACAUUUUCAGGUGUGCAAUAAUUAGGCAUGAAUUCUGUACGGCAUGUGUUUACAUGCAGUUUAUGUUAGUAAAACAGCAUGAAAAAAAAGGUGACACUGUUGAUAUACUAACAGGUGAUAUUGAAUGCAGGGCCGUUACAUGUUAGGAAGAUGGGGGGAUGUUAAUAAUAUGUGAUACAUAAUGGGGGUGGGGGGCUUGCUGUAUUUCUGAUCGCUUUUAAGGAUUCUCUAAUAAACCUUUCUCAAACAUUUA
Molecule: messenger RNA, 2163 nt
Organism: Xenopus laevis (African clawed frog)
Lineage: Eukaryota; Metazoa; Chordata; Amphibia; Anura; Pipidae
Gene: dcaf11.L
Product: DDB1 and CUL4 associated factor 11 L homeolog
Biological process (GO): protein ubiquitination; proteasome-mediated ubiquitin-dependent protein catabolic process
Cellular component (GO): Cul4-RING E3 ubiquitin ligase complex
Source: RefSeq, marked provisional